Molecule: messenger RNA, 327 nt
Organism: Nannizzia gypsea CBS 118893
Lineage: Eukaryota; Fungi; Ascomycota; Eurotiomycetes; Onygenales; Arthrodermataceae
Exons: 2
Coding region: 1-327 (108 amino acids)
Source: RefSeq, a predicted model, not a curated record
AUGUCGAAAGAGGCUGGAAUUAUCGACUAUAUCUGCCGUUCCGCCUCACACGAGCUCGAGGUCAUCAGAACGUCUCCCUUAAUUCAAGAGAGACAGACUCACACGACACAGCUCUUCCGGACAGCUAAAAGGGGGUUUGCUUGUAUGGACAAGACAGACGGGAAUACAUACAGUUGGAACAGGUCAAUUGCUCGAAGACAAAGCGAGACAGAAGCGCAGAUGUACGAAAUCGCGAGGCAAAAGCAGGCAGACUCAAGACGGACGUUGGGAGAGAAAGACGAGUUGAGGUCGAAGUCGAAGUCGACGGAAAAGACGAGAGAAAAAUAG